AUGACAACAGACUCGGCAAGUCUGAAAUCCUCAGAGGGAGCGUGUAGCUCGAUUGGGGAUGAGCGAGAAAAAGCGAAAAUUGUACAAAAGUUGGUGGAGAUCAAAGACAAGCUCAGAGCAUUGAACGAGAAACGAGAAGCCGACGUGGAGAAGUUCCUCACAGUCACGAAACAGUCGGAAAUGUCACGCGGCAUCGGACCAGACAACCCGCAAAGAGCUCGUAUCAGAAACAACUUUGAGAGACAAAACAAAAAACAUACACAGGAAACAGAGACACUUCAGAAGAAGCUGAUUGACUACGAGGAGCGCCUGAGGCAGGUCGACGCCGGAGAGUAUGAGCCAAGUCCGUCGAAAUCGCGUGUGUUUCCGGUCGGAAUAAGAAAAGCAAAGGGAAUGACCGAAACCAUGGUAAAUGCCCCAAUUGAGUUGGCUCAACGUGUCAAGUCGGCUUUCUCGGCAGACAAUGUGAGCAGUACUCAUAAUGGAAAUGUUGGAGUUGGAAAGACCGGACAAUCCACGUUCUUCACCACUGCACGCAAAAGUGCCGACGCUGAGGAUGCCGAACAUAAAGAAAAGAAGAAUCGCGAGUCUGUGCGUGGAAGUUCCACGUUGCCGCCAAAUCUUACGCUUAGCACUUUGGAGCCCGUUAGCACCUUCAAGAUUGAGGAGCAUAGCUCACCAGACUCACGUCCCGAUAGUGUUGCAGAUGAGACUUCCAACUUGCCUUACCACACUUGCGACAACAGUCUCUACUUCAACUCUAGCAAUGCUAACUCGAACAAUCACGGACCGACGAACGGCGAUGAUGGCUUCAGUGCCAUUCACGAUCAUCUCAACGGAAUUCUGAAUCACUUGCUCAUGAUUGAUAGAAAAUAUGACAGACUUGAGGACGAGAUCAAAAAGGAAAUCCGUUUCUACGCUGAAGCUUUGGAAGAGGAGCGUUUCAAGACGACGAAGCUCGAGGAAUUGCUCAAUGAGGCUGUCGAAUUGCAGCAAGCUGAGAUUGCUGCGCUAAAGGAGCAGAACUUGAUGGCGACACGUGUCGACUAUCAGCACAAUGAUCGCUUCCGGACUGUUGAGGAGAAUAUGGAGUCUUUGCAGAAUCACAUGGUCAGAAUCGAGAACGCAUUGGUGGAUGUCCGACAAGUGAAGCUUACAAGCAAUGUCUGGCAACGCGUGGCUCUCACAGCUGGUAACAUUGUCGUCGAGCUCCUCAAAAUUGCUCUCUUCGUUGUCGCCUCGAUUCUCGACCUCGUUCGCCCAUUGACCGGAUCCCGUAACCGUUCCGCCAUGGCUUUUGGACUACUUUUCUUGGCCAUCUUCUUUGGUCAUCACCUUCAAAAAGUGACCCUUCUCUUCGGAAGCUCAUCAGAUGCCAAUUCAACCGGUCCCAAGUAA
This is a messenger RNA of Caenorhabditis briggsae, 1398 nucleotides long. NCBI's taxonomy places the organism in Eukaryota, Metazoa, Nematoda, Chromadorea, Rhabditida, Rhabditidae. Bases 1 to 1398 code for a protein of 465 amino acids. Gene Ontology annotation, cellular component: endomembrane system. The transcript is spliced from 8 exons. The record is from RefSeq and is a predicted model, not a curated record.